Molecule: messenger RNA, 8576 nt
Organism: Aphidius gifuensis
Lineage: Eukaryota; Metazoa; Arthropoda; Insecta; Hymenoptera; Braconidae
Product: small subunit processome component 20 homolog
Exons: 5
Coding region: 75-8576 (2833 amino acids)
Cellular component (GO): small-subunit processome; nucleolus; 90S preribosome
Source: RefSeq, a predicted model, not a curated record
UAAACAAAUUGACUAAAACAUUGUGGUGUGUUAAAUAUUUUUAUUAAUUUCAUGUUAAAAAAAAAUAAAUAAUCAUGAAGAAUAAACCAGAAAGACAUAAGGAGUCAAACACCUUCAGGACAAGAAAAUAUGUUGAUAUACUAAACGAUAUUGAUGUUAAAGUAUUUCGACGUGUAGCUCAUAAAAAUGAACUUCCUGAUGAAAAUGCACGUGAAUCAAAUUUUUAUCUAUCAUUAAUGAAAUGGAAUCUUGAUAAUUUAACAGAAGGCUUUGCAAGUUUUAAACGUGAGCUACCAGAAGUUCAAACACUUGAGUUGGUUCUUUUGCAUGAACAAAAAAUAGUAACAUUAUUAAAAGAUUAUUUGAAGAAAAAGGAUAUAUCAUUUGUUGAGCCAAUACUUGAUUUGACCCUGUCACUUGCCAAGGAUUUAUCAGUUGAUUUUUAUAAACAUUUUAUAAACAAAUAUGACUAUGAAAAAAUUGUAUCAUCUGAUGAAGAAUCAUCUCCAUCAUUGUUCAAGCUUAUUAUUGACUUACUUACAAUUCCAGACAUUCAAAUUGUCGAGUGUACAUUUAAAACACUUGCUUACUUGUUCAAAUCACUUUGGGUAGUAUUGAUAAGUAACAUUAAAGAAGCAAUAUACUCAUUAUUGCCAUUAUUUUCAAGUAAAAAUAAAUACUUUAAUGAAUUUGCUGCUGAAACAUUUUCAUUUGUUGCAAGAAAAGUUAAAGAUGUUAAAGGAUUUUUAUUUCACAUAUUUAAUGCACUUGAAAUAAAUCCAUCAAGUACAAAGGGUUAUGGAAAAUUAUUAUUUCAAGUUAUUGCUGGAACAACUGGAAGAUUCCAUUCAAAUGCUGAAAAUUUUUUGGAUCAUUAUAUUGAUGCUUUGAAUGCUGAUAAUGAACGUGGACAAUUAGUUUACAAUGUCAUUGAACAAGUUUUCAUUUGUAUCACUGAAUCUAUUGAUGCUAGUAACAGUGAUGUAUUGUGGAAAAUUUUAUCUAAAAAUAUGGACAAAUAUUCAACUGAAGAUACACCAGCUAAUCAAAAAAUAAUUAUUAAAAUAUUAAAAUUAACUUGUUUAUUAGUUAAUUUUAAAAAUGGUGUUAUGCUACGUGAUUUAAUUAAUAAUAAUUCAAAAGCAGAUAAUUUAAAGCUAAAAAUAACAAAUAUUUUAUCAACUUUUGAAGAUAAUAAUGAUGUUUUAACUGGAGCAAUUGAUUUAGCUGUAUUAAUGUUACUUGCAAGUAAUAUUGAAUUAACUCAACAAACAUCAAGUGAUCUUGUUUCAAAAUUAUUAAUGAUACAAGAUAAAAAUGUAUCAUAUUAUGCAAUUGAAAAAUUAAUUAAUCAUUCAUCAUUUGAAACUUUAAUUCUUCCAAGAACACUUAUUAGAAUUCAACGACAAAUGGAAGAUUUUGAUGAUAAUGAAUUACGUCUUUUUGCUAAAAUUGUAACAUCAAGAAGUCCACAUUGUCUUAAAGGUUCAUCACUAAAUACUUGGAGAAAAAUUAAAAUUAAUUUACCAAAAAGAAUAUUAACAUGUUUGAAAGACAAAUUAAUUAAUUGGCAAGAUGGUAAUAAUAUUUCUGAAUCAUCAUUAAAAAUUAUUAUUAUACUGCCACAUUUAAUGGCUAAUGAAAAUAUCAUUGAAACAUUAAAAAAUGUUACAAAAUCAAUUUAUGAAAAAUUAAAUAAUCAAGAUUGUUGUACAUUAACAUCAGCUGAAAUUGAAAAUAAUUGUUAUGGAUUUUUAUUGGCAAUUGAAUCAUUGAUACAUAUUUUAGAUGCAAAAAAUUUUCAUGAAUUUAUCAGAGAUUUAAAUUUACUUGAUUUUUUUAAAAAACAUUUAAAUGUACCAUUUAUUUUGGAUUCAAUGGAUUUAAUUUUAACAUAUAUGUCAAAUUCUAAAAUUAAAUCUGAAUAUAUUAAUAUUCAAACAUUUGAAGUAAUCAAUGAAUUUUUAGAAAUUAAAUUAACAUCACCAUACAGAAAAGUUAGAUUAACUGUUUGUCAUAUUUACAGUUUAUUUAGUACACUUGAUGAUUUAUUUGCUGAUAAUAAUGAUGACAAUAAUAAUGUACUUAAACGUUUAUUUAUUGCUGAAAAUAUUGAUGUAUUAGUUCAAACAUACAGAGAACGUUUGAUUCACAUUCAGGCACUUGCAUUUGAAACUAAAUUAAUUAAAAAUUUUAAUCCAAAAUAUUUAAGUAUUCCACUUAGAUUUUUACUUGGUAAUUUUUAUGUAAACUUUUCAUUAUUAUGGAAUCCAGUAUCGAAAAUAGUUUCAUCAUAUGCAGAUGAAAAUUUCGAUCAGUUUUGGACAAUUUUCUUGGAAGAAUUAAAAAAAGAAGUUGAUAGUAAUCAUUUGACAAUUGAUACAAUUAGUGAUGGAUUUUUUUCGUCAUUUAAUUGUGAUGUUCUUACUGAUUUUGUUGAAAAAUUAACAAUAACUGAUAAACCAGAUCAUCAAAAUUAUAAAGUUUUACUCUGGACAAGUAUGCAUGAAUUUUCUGAAUAUGCUGAGAUGAAAAAUCGUGAUGUUACACCAAUUUUCAUUGAUUAUGUUGAGGAUAAUUUUUUAAAAUCAAAUAUAGAAAAUGCAAAAUCUUGUAGUUUAAUUAGAAAAGAAAAAUUCAAUGAAACAAUUGAUGAAGACGAUGAUGAUGAUGAUGAUGAUGAUGAUGUUGAUGAUGAUAAAGAAGAAGAAGAAGAAGAAAAUAAAGAAAAAAUAACAAAAAAAAAUAAAACACGUAAAUUUGUUAAAAGUUCAAAGUUAAAAUUAUUACUUGCACAAUUACAAGUAUUAUCAAAAAUUAAAAAUCCAAGAAGUCUUUACCGUGAGCAAGAAAUAAAUAAAAUAUAUUUAGAAUUAUUAAUAUCAAAAAGUGGUGAUUUACAAAAAGCAGCAUUAGAUUGUCUUGUAACAUAUAAAUAUACGUGGUUAUUACCAUACAAAAAUAAUUUAUAUGGUUUAAUUGAUGAAAAAAAUUUACGUAAUGAAUUGACACGUUUUCAAGUAACAAAUGAAGAAAAUUCAUUGGGUACUAUUUUACCAAAUGAUCGUGAAUAUUUAAUGCCAAUUGUAAUGAGAAUAAUUUAUGCUAAAAUGAUAUCACGUGGUACUGGUAGAAGUGCCAGUGGUUUUGGUGGUCCAGAACGUCGUAAAGCAUUAUUACGUUUUCUCAUGGGUUGUAAAGAAGAAGAAAUGAUGUUAUUUAUAAAUAUGGCAUUUAAAAUAUUCGAAACAUAUGGUAUUUCUUUAUCAUCAAAUGAAGAAAUACCUGAUUUAAAUAAAUUAACAAUUGAAUUAAUGGCUAAUAUUGAUUUAAACAAUGUCAUACCACCAAGACGUUUAACAAGUGCUGUUAAUUUAUUGUCAAUUAUUAUUAAAGAAUUUGGUGCUAAAAUGUCAAAUUAUUUAUUACCAAAAUUAUUAGCAAUAUUAAUAUCAAUAAUGUCACAAAUUAAAAUAAUUCUUGAUAAAUCAGAUAUAAUAUUACCUGGUUAUAUUAAAAUAAUAAAAGAAUUAAAAAAUAAUUGUAUUAAUAUUAUUGCUAAAUUUUUUAAACAAUUUAACAAUUACAAUUGGUCAAAUUCUGAAUUAGAUGCAUUAUUUAAUGUUGGAGUAUUUCCAUAUAUUGAAAAACUUCCAAAUGAUGGUAUUUACAGUCCAACAUCAUUAUUAAAAUUAUUAUCACAAUGGGCACAUAAUGCAAGAUUUUUUUGUCUUCUUGUUAAACAUGAAGAUAAUAAUACAGAUAAAUAUCCAUUGAAAUAUAUUAUUGAACUUUUAAUGAAGAAAAAAAUUAUAAAUAUUAAUAAUAAUAAAAUAACAAGGCCAAUUAAUUCACAAGUUAUAAAUGAAAUUUUAAAAAUGAUUGGAGAAAUGUUAAAACAACAAGAUUAUGGUGUUAUUGCUGAUAAUGAAAUGGAAGUUGAUGACAUACCUGAAAUAAUACCAUUAAAUCCAAAUAAUAUAUUGUCUAAUUCACAUGAUAAAAUUCCAAGUGUUGAUUUAAAUUAUGGUACUAAAAUUUUAUUACCACAUAUACCAGAUAUAUUAAAAUUCAUGGAAGAGAAAUUUGAACGAACAAAAAAUGGUAUUAAUACAAUUGAAUCAUUUAUUCUUGAAAGAAUAUCUGAAAUACCAUUAGAUCCAGAAGUAUCAAAUAAUCUUGUUGCAUUGUUAUUACCAACAAUAAUAAAACGUGCAUCACGUGGUGAAUCUGAAGAAAUUAUUGAUCAAUCAUUAACAACAAUAUUACAUUUAAUAAAAGAUGUUAAAGAACCACAAAUACAUAUACGUGCAAUAUUACCACUUUUAUCAAUUAUAACAUCAUCAGUUGCAAGAAAAACAUUGUUUAAAUUAUUAUCAUCAAUUGCUGAAAAAAUACCAGAAUCAUCUUUAUUAUCACGAGAUAUAUUUCAACAAAAUGUCAAUAUAUUAACUGAAUUAAAUGCAUAUGAUAAAAGAUGGGUUGAACAGGCUGAUAUUGAAAAACGUUUAAGUGCAUUUGAAAUGAUAAAUAAAAUAAUAAAUUCUGAUAAUGAAAAACAACUUGCAUUAUUGACACUUGAAUUUGGUGUUAGUAUUAUUCAUUCAUGUUUUUAUUUUCUUAAAAAUGAAAAAGAUCAAGCAUUAUUAGAUAGAUCAGAAGAUUGUCUUAAAAAAAUUGGACCAUUAUUUGGUCAUUUAUAUAAAGAUAAUAAAAUUGAUAGAUCAUAUUUAAUGAAUCAAACAAUAUUGGUAUUAAUUAAAAAUAAUAUAACAAGUAAAGGAAAAGAUAAUGAAAGUUUACGUUUUGGUUCAUUAACAUUAUUACGUUCAAUGUCAAUUGAAUGUCCAGAUAUACAUCCAGUAUUUCGUGAUUUAAAUUUAUUAACAGACAAAGUUGAUAAUGAAGUUGAUUUUUUUGAAAAUAUAAAACAUUUACAAUUUCACAGAAUAUCACGUGCACUUGAUAAAUUUAGUUUAAUAGCUAAAACUAAAAUGACUAAACCAAAUACUAAGACAAUUGUUGAAUUUAUAUAUCCAAUAGCAUCAUAUUAUCUUUGCAAUCCAUCAUUUGAAUCUAAAAAUAGUAUUAUUGAUUCAUCAAUAAAUGCCGUUGGUGCAUGUUGUCGUUUAUUAUCAUGGAAUCGUUAUUUAAUAAUACUUGAACAUCAUUUAAAUAAAUUAAAAUCAUCAAAUGAAUUUCAACGACAAUUAACAAGAAUUGUCAUUACAAUAUUAGAUGCAUUUCAUUAUGAUUUAUCAAAGCUAGAUACUGUUGAUGAUAAUAUUUGUAAAUAUGUUCCUGAAUUUAAGAAAAAAUCAAAAAUAAAAAUUGAUGAUAUUGCUGAUGAUGACGAUGGUGAUGUUGAUGUUGAUGAUGAAGAUAAAAAUAUUAACGAAGAUGAAAAAUUACAUAAAGAUUUAGAAAAAAUAUCUGAUGCUGAAGAAGAAAUAAUAAAUGAUGAUAAUAAAAUUAUAAAUAAUGAUUUAGUUUUAUCAAAUAGUAUUGCUAAACAAUUAAUAUCUGAUAUUAAAAAUAAAUUAUUACCACAAUUACAUAAUGUAAUAUUAUCAAGAACAGAUCAUGAAAAAAGUCAUAAAGUAAAUCGUCGUUCAACUGGUUCUGAUAAAGAAGAACAAGAAUUAAUGCGUGUACCAAUAUCACUUGCAAUGGUAAAAUUAUUACAAAAAUUACCAGGUAAUAUAUUAGAUAAUAAAAAUUAUAAUCAUUUACCAAGAAUAUUUAUGAAAUUAUGUACAUUUUUAAAAUCAAGAUUAGAAUCAGUACGUCGUGAAACACGUAAAAUAUUAGAACAAAUAAUGUUAUCACUUGGUCCAGAUUAUCUUCAUCAUUUAUUAGGUGUUAUGAAUUCAAUAUUAACAAAAGGUUUUGAAGUACAUGUACUUGCAUAUACAAUGCAUGCUGUAUUAACAUGUUUAAAAGAUAAAUAUAAAGAAAAUCAUAUUAAUGAUAAUUUAAUAAGUAUAUUAGAUGUAUGUAAAGUUGAUAUAUUUGGUAUAACUGGUGAAGAAAAAGACGUUAUUGGUGUUGUUAAAAGAACAUCUGAAGCUAAAACAACAAAAAGUUAUGAUAUAUAUAAUAUACUUGGACAAUAUAUUAGUGCUUCAUGUCUUAUUGAUUUAAUAAAACCACUUGUUGUUAAAUUAAAUACAUCAAGAUCAUCAAAAAUAAUAAAUAAAGUUAAUGAAUGUUUAAGACAUGCUCUAUUAGGUCUUGCUGAUAAUACAUUUAUACAAACAGAUCAAAUGCUUCAAUUUUUAAAUGGUAUUAUGUCAGAAAGUAUACCAAAUUUAUUUGAAUCUAAAAAAAUUAAUAAUGACAGUAAGCAUGAUAAAUUAAAAAAAAUUGAAAAACCAGAUUCACGUUUAAUUCAACCAGCACCAAAAAAUAGAAUGGGUGCUAAAUUAAUGUCAGGAACAUCAUCAAAUACAAAUGAUCAUAUUAUACAAGAAUUUUCAUUAAAAUUAUUUCAUAUUUUAUUAAAACGUGAUAAAAUUAAAACAAUUAAAUUUAAACCAUACUUGGAGCCAUUUGUAGAAAUAUUAGUAAAUUUUUUAAAAUCAAAACACACUAAAAUAUCAUCAUUGUCAUUACAAUGUUUAAGUUGGAUACUUAAAUUUGAUCUUCAUAAAUUGACUAAACAUAUAAAAGAUAUAGUUGGGGAAAUAUUUGAUAUAUUAGAUAAAUAUGGUACAGGUGGCAAAGGUGAAAUACUUGAACUAACUAUGGCUGCAUUUAAAACAAUGGCUGUUAUUGUACGUGAUGUUAAAUAUUUUAAUUUAUCAGGUGAUCAAAUAGAAAAGUUAUUAUUAUCUGCUAAAACAGAUCUUGAUAACGAAGAACGUCAAGUAAUAGCAUUUAAUUUAAUACGUUCAAUGUUAAAUCGUAAAAUAAUAAUAACAAAAUUAUUUAAAACAGUUAUGUAUAAAAUAUCAGAAUUAAGUAUUACAUCACAAUCUGAAAAUAUUAGAUUACAAUCAAGAGUUGCAUAUUAUACAUAUUUAAAUAAUUAUCAACAUAAUGCAAAGAAAUUUGAAAUAUUCAUAGUUUUUUAUUUACAACAAUUGGGAUAUGAUACAAUUGAUGGUAGAAAAAGUGCAUUGACAAUGAUACAAAGUAUUGUCAGUGGUUUUACAACUGAAAAACUUAAUGAUAUAAUCAUUGGAUUGAUAUUUGUGAAGGUUGGUGCUAGACUUGUUGAUGAUGAUGAACCAUCACUUCGUGAAAUGUCAGCAGAUAUAAUAGCAGCUUUAUUAUCUAAAAUUGAUGAUAAAAAUAAGGAUCUAUUAUUUGAAAUGGUAUUGGCGUGGUUUAGUGAUAAAAACGAGCUACGAAAUUGUAUAUUAGCAGCACAAUUAUGUGGUAUAUUUGUUGUUAUUGAAGGAGAUAAAUUUGAGAAAAGAUAUAAUAAAUGUUUACCAGUAAUAUUACAACAAUUUUAUAAUAACGAUGAUGAUGGUCCUGGUAAAUUGGUCAGAGCCAAACCAGUAAAAAAAAAAUUAGAAAUUCAACAUACUGAAGAUAUUGACAGAUUAAAAGAUCAUCAUAUAAUUCACAUGUUAAUAUUAACUUGUAAAAUAUCUAUGAAAGAAGAAUGUACAAAAUUUUUAACUGAUGAAAAAUGGAAUAGCUAUGUUAAAUUAUUAGCUGAAGUUAUUGGUGAUGAAUUAUUGAGACAUCAACAUAAUACUGUUAGAUAUUAUGCUGUUCAACAAAUGAGAUAUAUUCUUAGCUCAUUGGAUAUUGAAAAUAUAUCAAAUAUAAUAAAUAAUAAAGAUAAUACGAAUGCUGAUGAUGAUGAUGAUGAUGAUGGUGAAUUUAAAUGGGAUGUAUAUAAAAAUCCAUUAAAGGUAUUUAAAAAAUUGACACUUGAUCUUAUUGAUCAAAUUCAUCCUGACAUGAUCAUACAAGAAACUGCUGAUGAAGUUAUUAAAUGUGUAUUUAUUAUUUCGAAAAUUAUUAAAUCAACAAGUUGGAGCAGUGCUGAAGAAACAAAUAAAAUUGAAAAUAAUGGUUUAUCAUUGUUUUGGAUAUUAAAAAGAUUACGAAAAGCUGCAAACUUUGAAGUAACUCAAAAUUCAAAAUCAAUUGUUGUUCGUAAAGCAUUAUUCAGUUGGAUUAAAAGCAUUGUUAUUAAUAUUCCACUUGAUCCAUAUUUGAGACCAAUACUUUUUCCAAUAAUGUCACCACUUGUUAGAGAAAUUGAUACAACUGAUGAAAAAAAUGCUCCAUUGAGACAAGAAGCAAAGGUAAUUGCUGAAAAAAUUAAAUCAAGAAUGGAAGUUAGACAAAGAAAUGAAAAUACAAAUGGAAAUAUUGAAGAUAAUAAUAAUGAUGGUGACUAUGCUAGAUUGUUACAUAAAGUACAGCAAAAAAUAAUGGUCAAGAGGGGCCAAAGAUCAAUUGCUAAAAAACAACAGUACGUUACAGAUCCGGAAAUUGCAGCUAAACGUAAAAUUGCCAGACAAGCUAAGAAAAAAGAAUCAAAGAAAAGAAAAAAAACAGAAAUGUAUGGUAAAUCACCAAGGUCAAAAAAACGACGAAUGGAAGAUUGA